Fomitiporia mediterranea MF3/22 is the source of this 1962-nucleotide messenger RNA. RefSeq lists its product as uncharacterized. The transcript has 6 exons. The record is from RefSeq and is a predicted model, not a curated record. NCBI's taxonomy places the organism in Eukaryota, Fungi, Basidiomycota, Agaricomycetes, Hymenochaetales, Hymenochaetaceae. Bases 1 to 1962 code for a protein of 653 amino acids.
AUGGUACUCACUCGCGCAAUGUGGAAGCAACUAGCAGCCACUCGGACCGCAACCACGGAAACGACAGUCAGUAAUGAGACGACAUUAACGCAUUCAAGGCGUUCGCGUAUUGCGCACUCUGGAAACCGCCUGCGAUCAAUGGCCAGAGAGGGCACUGCCGUCUAUAACAAUGCGGCUGAAGGCUCCGCCAACGUCCGCACCAAUGCUUUCAGCACCAGCACGGAAAGCGCCGGUGCUUUUCAACCUAACACCGUCACAGAGGACCAGUCCUCUAACACCCAAACUGUGCAAGCUGCGCAUGUCGUCGAAACGGAAAGUACAAGGAAUGCUGAGGUCAUUGAUAGCCAGCCACUGGCCUCAGGAUCUUCUAGCAAAAGCUCACAAGAUCCUUGCGUAGACCUUCCGAAUACUUCCUUCCCCAACCCUCCCAAGCCGAAGUCUCGUAAAAAACGUGGUCACGGGUGGAGUCGCAGAAAAACUGCAAGGGCAACUACUCAAGGUCGUACUGUCCAGGCAGGCGGCAAGCGCCGAGUCGAGGACGUAGAUGGCGAAGAAGACGAGAAUAGGCCAAGGAAGAGGCAGCGUAUUAGUGAGGAAGGCGUUGCGGGGCCAUCCAACGCCCAUUCUACAUCCUUUGACAGUACGAUGGAUGCCACUAUUGUUAAGCAGCUGCGAACACGCAGCAUCGUCUUCUCAGAUGGCCCCGCAAACUCAGGAAGGGGCGAGCGGAGCAGGACGACGAGGUCGCCAUCUCCAGAUCGUGCACCUGUAAGAUCGACGAUAGAUGAUCCCCCGGCCAUUGGAGUUGAGUUGGUACAGAUCAAAACGGAAGAAGAGGAGGAGGAUAACCUCUUCGAUACACUAUUGCCUUGUGAUUGGAGCCCGCUGAUGCCAGGGUCUGAACUGACGGACGAGGACACGUUCAAGUUCGAUAGUAACCGGAGUACGCCGGAGUUAUCGAAUGAGCAUUCCGAAUACAGCACGGAUAAAAGCGAGUCGGUCGGUUCAACACCAAUACGGACUCCACGAGCACAGUCCGUGGAUGUCGAGACCUUUGAAAGGUCCCUUGUGAUUGUUCUUCCGGGAAUGAUAGAGGAAAUGGCGCCCCCGGAUGAGUUGAUGGACAUCCAGGAUGAGGAAGAGAACGAGGACGAGAUCGAUGCUGCCGCUUCUGGUCCUUUUAGCCCUGCUGACAGAAGAAGGUCAAGGGCUCCCAGCCCUCCGUCUCUUCCUCCGUCACUCCCCGUAUCACGGUUCGCAACGCCACAACGUGACGAGGAGACAGACAGCGCUAGAUACCUAGAGGUCUCGUAUUUUUAUCGUUCAUCUCGACAGCAUCCAGGGAAAAUGCGUACGAUCAAGAGAUCAUUCCACACGUCGAUUACGGUAACGAACCGCAAAACCUUUGAAAGGUCCCUUGUGAUUGUUCUUCCGGGAAUGAUAGAGGAAAUGGCGCCCCCGGAUGAGUUGAUGGACAUCCAGGAUGAGGAAGAGAACGAGGACGAGAUCGAUGCUGCCGCUUCUGGUCCUUUUAGCCCUGCUGACAGAAGAAGGUCAAGGGCUCCCAGCCCUCCGUCUCUUCCUCCGUCACUCCCCGUAUCACGGUUCGCAACGCCACAACGUGACGAGGAGACAGACAGCGCUAGAUACCUAGAGGUCUCGUAUUUUUAUCGUUCAUCUCGACAGCAUCCAGAGGAAAAUGCGUACGAUCAAGAGAUCAUUCCACACGUCGAUUACGGUAACGAACCGCAAAGUUGGCCUGCUCGUCCUCCUGGCUUCUUGUGUCUGUCUUGGUCCGGUUCCGGUAACGCGUCCGUGGACUUCGAAAUCGAAAAUCGUCAGCUGAGUGUCUACUCCCUGCUAGAUAAUGCCCCCCCCCCCAACGCUAUCCGCCGUUUAUCCGAGUCUUCCGAAGUGUAUGACAGCAACUCGACAGUGUCCUCCGACGCAAUGGCGAGUUGA